GUUGGUCACGUGCUGGUUUCAACUUCCUGUUUACCACUUGUUCCUUGAGACAGUUCACGGAUUGCAACACUUCAACAGUCGUGUGCUUUUUGAUCAAGACUAAUAAAUACGCUUUUGAAUCGCUGCUGCUACGGAUUUAAUCGUUUUGGAACGGUUAAUAUUUUUUUUGUCAUUACUGGGGAAGAGGAGAGGAAAUGAAUAAAUGACAGAGGAAACGUGACUAGGCCAGGAGUCCUCGCGAUUUCCUGAGUCAGGCGCCCGGAGUAUUCCUCUGUCAACAAACGGCUCAAUACAAAACAUACGAGUGAUGAGGGCAAGGACUAAAAACCAGUCAGCAUUCAUUUUUAUAGACAAAACGUUUAGUAAUGUGUUGGAUUUAACUUUAAGUGUGGAUACUUCCUAACAUUAUUUAACUUACGUUAGCUACUUUAGCUAGCCAACCAAAUCCACCACCACUAGCUUAGCCACGUAAACAAAGUACUAUACAUUCUGCUUGCCUGGCAAGUUUUACUAGGAAGGGUUAGCUAGCCUGCUGGCUGGUUAAUACAUCCUUGUUUCUAGAGGGUAYCAGCACAGCGGUGCCCUGAAUUCGGGGAGAAUACCCGGCUCCGGCCCUUUCAAGCGGGCAGUCAGGAAGAAACUGGCUGGKAAGGGAUGGCCUGGUGGGUCUUCCCGUUCCCAAGGUGCUGCGGUGUUUGAGUGCGGAAGAGUUCGGAUAGAACCCACGGUGGGUCUCGGCACGAUGAUGGCUGCAUWCCCUUCCGUGUCUGGGAGUCUCACGGCCUCCGGGCUAAUGAUAUCAGGAAGAAAGACUGAGGAAAUAGCGGAUUUGAUAGAUUUGUUUUCGAAGACACAGUACAGAGCGAAAGAAGUCACGCCACGGGUUGAGACGAUAGAGAAGCGUUGCUUGGAGCUCUUUGGCCGAGACUACAAGUACAGCGUCAUCCACAACGCCAACGGGGAGGUGUGUGGCCACUACCCCCGACAGAUGGUCUUCCUGGAGUAUGAAUGUACAGAGCUCCAUAAAGACGGGUUUGAGAGCACAGUCCAGAUCACCAAGCUGCAGGAUCUGGUGAACCGCAGUAAGAUGGCCCGCUGCAGAGGGAGGUUUGUCUGCCCUGUCAUCCUCUACAACGGCAAACAUAUCUGUCGAUCAUCCACUCUGGCAGGCUGGGGGGAGCUAUAUGGGCGCACAGGCUACAACUACAUCUUCUCAGGGGGGAUUGAUGACACAUGGGGGGGGGAGGCUGAGCCAGAGGUUCCAGAGGAUGACAGUGCCAGCAACGGGGACUCUCAGCUCUUUGACAAGGUGCGGGGUCUGGACAUCAAGCUGCUGCGCUACCUCUCUGUGCGCUACAUCUGUGACCUCAUGGUGGAGAACAAGAAGGUCAAGUUUGGCCUAAAUGUCACCUCGUCUGAGAAGGUGGAUAAGGCCCAACGCUAUGCAGACUUCACCCUGCUCUCUGUGCCGUACCCAGGGUGUGAGUUCUUUAAGGACUACAAAGAUAGAGACUACACCGCUGAGGGACUAGUAUUCAACUGGAAUCAGGAUUUUGUGGAUGCUCCGUUGACAAUCCCUGUGUGCUUUACCAAGAACUUGAAUAUAGACUGGAGUAAAUAUCAGUCUUGGGACCUGGUCCAGCAGACCCAGAACUACCUGAAGCUGUUGCUUCACACAUCAACAGCGCGGUCAGUGCCUGUGGGCCGGGUGUGGUCUGGUUUGCUCCCUGUAGACGAGAGCGGUCUCCUCGUCCACUGCAUAUCCGGUUGGGACCGGACACCUCUCUUCGUGUCCCUCCUGCGUCUCUCGCUGUGGGCAGACGGUGCCGUCCACGCCAGUCUGGAGCCGGCUGAAAUCCUCUAUCUGACCAUCGCCUACGACUGGUUCCUCUUUGGUCAUAUGCUACCUGAUCGCCUCAGCAAAGGAGAGGAGAUUUUCUUUUUUUGCUUCAAUUUUUUGAAGCACAUUGUCUCAGAGAAGUUCUCUGCCAUGAAGAAACCGAGAAGGAAAAACUCUCAUUUCAAAGACACUGAUUUCACAGUGGACGACCUCUGCCAGUUGAAGUCCAGGGACCGGGGCAGCGUGACCAGUCUGAGCAGUGACUUCUCUCUGAUCACGGAGGACGUGGGCGGAGCCACUUGCCUCACCAACGACGCCGUGGACCUGUUUUCCGGCCAGCCCCUGGCAGCCUCCAGCUGGAGGAAGGGACACAACUCGUCCCCACAGACGGUGCUGUGGAACCGGCCCAACCCCCUGCAGGAGCGGCUGGCCCACCCACUCAGUCAAGAAGCCAAGUCCUCCAGCUCGUCCACCUCCAACCAAUCAGAGCCGGGUUUUACGCACGCCGGCAGCAGUCCUAUGUCUGUGCCCGGGAGAAGGCUGGCGGCAGAGUACGCCCGCUCAGGCUCCUCCCUCUCCACGGACUACGGCAGCUGGCAGCUCGUGUCGGGCUGCGGCUCCAUACACGACCAUGGACAGGUCGCCGCCGCCGCCGCCAACGACUCGCCCCUCCCCUUUAGCUUCCAGGACGAGGGGCCCAGCGGACGCAUUUGCCCGUCCCCCUCGGAGCGUCAGGCUCGUCUGGAGACGGUGAGGGAGUUGUUCCUGGCUGCCUACAGCUCCACCGUGGGCCUCAAGUCCAGCGCGCCCAGCCCCUCCGGUGCCAUCUCAGGCCUCCUGGAGCAGUUUGCCCGUGGCGUGGGCCUCCGGGGCACCAACAGCAUCGUCUGAUCUAGGGUCAGGUCUCCCCACCCCAAAUGUGAACUCUGGGCCCAUAAUCAUUGUAUUCAUAAAGUGUCUCAGAGUAGGAAUGCUGAUAUAGGAUCAGUUUUUCCUGUUAGAUCAUAUGGACAGGAAGGCCUGAUUCUAGAUCAGCACUCCUACUGUGAGGGCCUCUUUGUGAAUAUGGGCCCUGACCCCCCCCCCCCGCCCCCCCUCCCUCCCACUAAAUCCCGUCCUAUUGAAUUGCAGUCCACAAUCCGCAUUCAUCUCCAUCGAGGGAAGAUACAUAAUCGUAUGGACUCUAAUAAAAAUAAAAAGUGCCAAACUUCUCUAUUCAGGGUUGAAGCGUCCUUUUAUAUUUGUUAUAUUUUUUAUAUAUAUACAUCUCAAACGUUACAUACCCUGGGUUUCUUUUGUUCUUUAAUUUCUCCUUUAAAUU
Salvelinus sp. IW2-2015 is the source of this 3161-nucleotide messenger RNA. The record is from RefSeq and is a predicted model, not a curated record. NCBI's taxonomy places the organism in Eukaryota, Metazoa, Chordata, Actinopteri, Salmoniformes, Salmonidae.